AUGGAAGAAGAACUGCGAUGUGUAGACCCUAUAAGUCUGUUGAACCGUUGGUUCGAGAUCGCCCUUAACCUCUGCCAGAAGGGCCGCUCGUACUUCUGUCUAGCGACGGCAAACCCAGACGGUACAGCGAGCAGUCGGAUGGUGGUGCUUGUUGGCAACGGACCCGAACGGUCGUCCGUGCCGUUCGUCUCGGCCUGUUUCUACUGGCAGCCACUCCAGUGUCAGAUUAUCACCGAUGAGUCGUUUCGUACUGUGUUGAAGGAAGAGACCAUCAGAAUCUUCCACAAGCACACGUUCGACUGCCAGGUGACCGCUGCGGCCUUGGAGUUUCAGAGCUCGGCCAUCACUAAAAGGCGGCAAUGGUCGUUGCCAAGAAGUCGUUUGUCAAUCACCUACUGCCGUCCAAGCAGAGUAAUGCCCUGUCUUGCCGUGAUCACGUUAUUGGAUACGUCAUCGUGUCGUCGUCGAUCGAGUUCUUUCUCAGCAGAGACGAUCAUUCGACAGAUCGCACCAGAUUUUGUAAGUGUGAGGAUCGACCAACCUCGCGAUGAACACAAGCAUGUCUGA
Molecule: messenger RNA, 567 nt
Organism: Soboliphyme baturini
Lineage: Eukaryota; Metazoa; Nematoda; Enoplea; Dioctophymatida; Soboliphymatidae
Source: the annotation of a GenBank genome assembly